GUCCGAGUUGAGUGAUGUUUUUGCAAUUUACUAAGUGGAAGUCAAGUCAAUGAGCCGCAAUGGACGCUCAAAAGUACACUUUGACAUCACUACGGCAAGAAAUCGUCGACAACAACUUGCACGUGAAGGCGAUAAUCCAGGACAUUUUAUCCUUCCGUGGCUCCCUUUCUGAACUCGAAACUUUAAAUGAAGCCGGUCGCAGUAAACUGGCCGCGCUUCGCAAAUGCAUCGAACGACUUGACGACUGGGCUCGGGACGAUGGCGAUCCGGAACUGGCGAAGGAAGUCGACUCGCAUCGACAGCAAUUCUCGAAAACGUUGCAAGCAUUCCGUAAAGCGAACGUCUCCACAAUGUUGGAAAUCGAGAAGGCUGAUCGUGAGGAGCUGUUCGCAAUGACCGGCGAAGGAGAGGUUCGGCAACGCGGGGCCGCGCGAUACAACAAAAUGAAUUUGGUCGCUCAACAGGACAACGUAACUGAAAAAAUGCUUUCCAUUUCACGCCAUUUGUCGGAAACGACUCAGAAAAGUGCAGCAACGCUCGAAACACUUGUCUAUUCGUCACAAAGUGUCGAGGGCACUCGCGAUGAACUCCUCAACACGGCGGGCACGAUCACGCAAUCGGGAAAGUUGCUGAAAAAGUAUGGACGUCGCGAGUGCACGGACAAGAUUUUGUUGUUUUUCGCGUUUAUAUUCUUCUUGGCCUGUGUCUUCUACAUCGUCCAGAAGAGGCUGUUCUAAUAGAGUUGGGAACGUUAGCUGUGAGCACAUCAUUUCGAUUAACUUCGCAUUAAGGUACGCACUAAACACUGUCGAAUGAAAAUAUUUUAAAUAAAAGAAGUAAAUUGAACACUUGCUACAAAUUCCUGUUAAAUGAUAUUAGAAGAUUCGUCGCACGAUCUAGGAUUGUGUGCAAAAGACUACUUUAAUUAUGUAAAUAUGUUACUGUCCUACGGAUUUUAUUAUUAUUAAAAAAUGCUGAUUAGAUGAAA
Molecule: messenger RNA, 988 nt
Organism: Hermetia illucens (black soldier fly)
Lineage: Eukaryota; Metazoa; Arthropoda; Insecta; Diptera; Stratiomyidae
Gene: Sec20
Product: vesicle transport protein SEC20
Exons: 2
Coding region: 60-737 (225 amino acids)
Biological process (GO): retrograde vesicle-mediated transport, Golgi to endoplasmic reticulum
Cellular component (GO): SNARE complex; endoplasmic reticulum
Molecular function (GO): SNAP receptor activity
Source: RefSeq, a predicted model, not a curated record